AUGUCCGCCCGUAGUGACAAAUUCUGUAACACUUCAGUCCUUCCGAUUUGCCCCUGUUUCCACGCAAUAUUUAGCGAUCUUCGUCUGGCGAAAUCUAUUCCUAGCCUCCCAGCCCGUAAGAGCAUCCCUACUUAUCGAAGCACUCUUCUUCCGAGUCCCUUGGGCAGCCGAAAUAUUAGUAAAAGUUCAAUUCAGUUCCAUUGCAAGAGACAUUCGCUUGUCUAUCUUUUCUUUUGCUACAAGCGGUUAAUAUCUAUCUAUCUAUCUAUCUAUCUAUCUAUCUAUCUAUCUAUCUAUCUAUCUAUAUAUGUCAGUCUGCUCAUGAAUAUCUAUCUAUCUAUCUAUCUAUCUAUCUAUCUUAGCCUUCUGCUCAUAUCUAUCUAUCUAUCUAUCUAUCUUAGUCUGUUUAUGACUAUCUAUCUAUCUAUCUAUCUAUCUAUCUAUCUUAGUCUGUUCAUGCCUAUUUUAGUCUGUUCAUGCCUAUCUAUCUAUCUAUCUAUCUAUCUAUCUAUGUCAUCUGUUCAUGCCUAUCUAUCUAUCUAUCUAUCUAUCUAUCUAUCUAUCUAUCUCAGUCUGUUCAUGACUAUUUAUCUAUCUCAGUUUGUUCAUGACUAUCUCUCUAUCUAUCUAUCUAUCUAUCUUAGCCUUCUGUUCAUGCCUAUCUAUAUAUCUAUCUAUCUAUCUCAGAUUGUUCAUGACUCUCUAUCUAUCCCUCUCUCUCUCUAUCUAUCUCUGUUCAUGACUAUUUAUCUAUCUAUCCAUCUAUCUUAUCUGUUUAUGACUAUCUAUCUAUCUAUCUAUCUAUCUAUCUAUCUAUCUAUCUAUCUAUCUAUCUAUUUAUCUCAGUCUGUUCAUGGCUAUCUAUCUAUCUAUCUAUCUUAUUUAGUCUGUUCAUGCCUAUCUAUCUAUCUAUCUAUCUAUCUAUCUAUCUAUCUAUCUAUCUAUCUAUCUAUCUAUCUUAGUCUGUUCAUGCCUAUCUAUCUGUCUAUCUAUCUAUCUAUCUAUCUAUCUAUCUUAGUCUGUUCAUGA
Acanthosepion pharaonis is the source of this 1029-nucleotide messenger RNA. The record is from the annotation of a GenBank genome assembly. Lineage: Eukaryota; Metazoa; Mollusca; Cephalopoda; Sepiida; Sepiidae.